CUGCGCGGGAGGAGGAGAGGCCUAAGCGCCUCGCUUCUUCCUCCCAGGCAAAGCGAACGGGCUGGAAGUCGGGGCGGCAGCCGGAGAUGAAGCUCUCGAAUGCGAUCCUUGGCCAUGGAGGAUAUGACUCUGAUUUUAGUGAUGAUGAAACAGGAGAGAAAUCGGACCAGCAGAAAAAUAGGAAUGAAGAUGCAUUACUCAAAAAGCCCUUCCAGAAAGAAAAACAGAGCAAGGUGGCCCACAGACAGGUGGCGACAGAUGAAUGGGACAGGGAAGAAGCAAGAAAUCAAAGAUUUCAUUUCCUAGCAUUGGAUGCUUAUGCAAGACAUAAGAAAAUGGUCAAUGACUAUAUUUUGUACUACGGUGGCAAGAAAGAAGAUUUCAAACGUUCAGGAGAAAAUGACAAGACUGACCUUGACAUUAUAAGAGAAAACCACAGAUUCUUGUGGAGAGAGGAAGAUGAAGCUGACAUGAACUGGGAGAAGAGGCUUAGCAAGAAGUACUACGAUAAAUUAUUCAAGGAGUACUGCAUAGCAGAACUGACUAAAUACAAAGAGAACAAGUUUGGAUUUAGAUGGAGACAUGAGAAAGAGGUUGUGUCAGGAAAAGGUCAGUUUUCCUGUGGAAGUAAGCACUGUGAUGAGAAAGAAGGCUUGAAGAGUUGGGAGGUGAAUUUUGGUUACGUUGAGCAUGGCGAAAAGAAAAACGCACUUGUUAAAUUAAGGCUUUGUCCCGAAUGCUCUUACAAAUUAAACUUUCACCACAGGAGGAAGGAAGUCACACCAACGAAAAAGAGAGCAAGCACAGAACAAAGCUCCAAAGCUUCAAAGAAAACAAGGUUAUCUUCACCUCACAGACACAAGCCAAAGAAAAGAAAGAGCCAUAAAGAUCAGUCAUUCUUAGAAGAAUCAGACGAUUCUGACAAAGAUUCUGUCAAUAAUGACGAGCAAGAUGGUCCCUCAGAUGCUGAUUUUUGGAAGGGUCCGCCACAAGAAACUGAAGAGAAAACGCGGGAAGAAGAAUUUGAUGAGUAUUUUCAAGACUUAUUUCUCUGAAAUGUAAUGUGGAAAUCUGGAACUUCGUGGAUCAUCAAAAUCCAUAAAUAAACAUCAAGCUUCCAAUUUCA
This is a messenger RNA of Podarcis raffonei (Aeolian wall lizard), 1126 nucleotides long. RefSeq names its product protein FRA10AC1. NCBI's taxonomy places the organism in Eukaryota, Metazoa, Chordata, Lepidosauria, Squamata, Lacertidae. Gene Ontology annotation, biological process: dephosphorylation. The transcript has 14 exons. Gene Ontology annotation, molecular function: phosphatase activity. The record is from RefSeq and is a predicted model, not a curated record. Bases 87 to 1055 code for a protein of 322 amino acids.